Molecule: messenger RNA, 714 nt
Organism: Meloidogyne enterolobii
Lineage: Eukaryota; Metazoa; Nematoda; Chromadorea; Rhabditida; Meloidogynidae
Source: the annotation of a GenBank genome assembly
UUUAACAUUAUUUAGAAGUAUCGACAUCAUCCUCACCACAACAUUCACCAUCACCUUCCCCAUCCUACACUUCAUUACGACAAUGAUCAUUCCGAAGAGAUUUAUAGUUCAGAGGAUUAUUCAUCUAAUCAACACCAUAAUCAUCAAAAUUAUCAUCAUCCUCCUUCACAUCAUCACUCUCCCAAGCAUCACUCUCCGAAUCACUCUGAUCAUUCCACUCAUCACCCACCCAAUCACUCUUGUAAUUACUCACAUGAGCAUUCCCCUCAUCACUCUCCUCGUCACUCUCCCAAUCACUCCCCUAAACAUCAUUCUCAUCACUCUGCUACUCAUCCUACUCAUCGUUCACAUUCUCCUCACUCCCCUAAUCAUUCUUCUUCCCACCCACAUUCACCACCUUCUCAUCACCACGUUAAUCAUUCUGAAGAAUCACUGAAUUCUGAGGAUUACUCUUCAAACAAACUCCAUAAUAAUACACACAACAAACAUGACGACAAACAUGAUCAGCAUCAUUCAAAGCAUAACCAAAGGGAUAAUUUGAUAUCUGAGGAGAACAGUAGUGGAGAGAAUGGUGAGUUGGUCAAGCUUUUAAAUCAUCUGAAGGGGAAUAUUAAAACUUCUAAAAUUCUUAUAACCUUUUGAUGGACUGGGAAUGAUGUUAGCUAUAUUUGAAGGGAUAUUGAGAAGAGGUAUGAAGAUAAGGAAUAAGCAGGG